UCCAGUCAGUCCUAUGAGUCAGUCCAGUCCUACCUACUGGCUCUGGCUGGUUAGCUAGCUAAUGAUUGACACAGGCAGUAGUAAAUCUAUCCAGGACACCUUCACAUCACUUCACAAGGAGUGUCUGAUGACAUCACCAGGUAAAAGGUCACACCUUCACUGGCCAUACCUUUCAACAUUAUUCCCAAAUGAGUGUAGACAGGAUCUACAUGGAUUACAAUGCCACGUCUCCGCUGGAACCACAAGUGAUCCAAGCCAUUUCUGAAGCCCUCCAGGAUGCCUGGGGAAACCCCAGUAGCAAUUAUAUAGCAGGUGCUAAAGCCAAGGUAAUAAUUAAUCACUCCAGAGAGAGUGUGGCGAGAAUGGUUGGAGGUAAAGCAGAAGACAUCAUUUUCACAUCAGGUGGAACGGAGGCCAAUAACCUGGUGCUUCACACUGCUGUAGAGCACUUCAGAAGAAGCUGCAGGGCUGCAGAGCAAGGUGAAGGGCACCAGAAUGGAAACAAUGCUCUUCCUCACAUUAUCACCUCAAAUGUGGAACAUGACUCGGUCAAACUAGUAGCUGAGCACCUGCAGAAAGAGGGCAAGGCAGAUGUGACAUACGUGCCUGUGUCUAAGGUGACUGCCUGUGUGGAGGUGGAGGAUAUCAUUGCUGCGGUGCGUCCCAACACUUGUCUCAUCUCUAUCAUGCUGGCCAACAAUGAGACAGGAGUCAUCAUGCCAGUCCAAGAGAUCUGCCAGAGAAUAAACUCUCUCAACAAGCAGAAGGAUCGGCUCAGGAUCCUGCUCCACACUGAUGCUGCUCAGGCUCUGGGGAAAAUCCCAGUAGAUGCCUGUGUACUGGGAGUGGAUUACCUCACCAUAGUGGGACACAAGUUCUAUGCCCCUCGGAUUGGUGCGUUGUACGUGAACGGCCCUGGAAAGAGGACUCCUUUGUAUCCCAUGCUGUUUGGUGGAGGACAGGAGAGAAACUUCAGACCAGGCACAGAAAACACACCAAUGAUUGCUGGUCUGGGAAAGGCUGCAGAACUAGUGACCUGUAAUCUGUCAGAUUAUGAAAGUCAUAUGCGAAGUACCAAACUGUACCUGGAGGAACGACUGAAGGCCGUCUUUAAAGACAAGAUCCACUUCAACAGCCAAUACCCUGGCUCUGAUAUGCUCCCUAACACAUGUAACGUGUCCAUCCUGGGCCCAACAUUACAAGGCUGGAGAGUAUUGUCCAACUGUAGGAGGCUGUUGGCCAGCGUUGGUGCUGCCUGCCACUCAGACAGUGGAAACAGGCCUUCCCAUAUCCUUCUGAGCUGUGGGGUCCCCUCAGAGGUGGCAGCUAAUGCCUUGAGGUUGAGCGUGGGCAGGGGGACGACCCAAGCAGAUGUGGAUGCAGUUGUGGAAGAUCUGAGGGAAACUGUGCAGCUGCUGGAAGAAAUGGACUGACCGCCUUCAUGUGCCUAGACAGUCCUGUAGGAUGUACAGAAUUACAAAUACAUCAUGUGUUUAUUGUUACAUUAACUGAUCAUUUAAAAUGAAUGAAAUAUUUAAUAUAAAUAAUAAAAGGGAAGAACUUGAAGCGA
Perca flavescens (yellow perch) is the source of this 1570-nucleotide messenger RNA. RefSeq names its product selenocysteine lyase (gene scly). Lineage: Eukaryota; Metazoa; Chordata; Actinopteri; Perciformes; Percidae. The record is from RefSeq and is a predicted model, not a curated record. The transcript has 13 exons. The coding region runs from base 189 to 1433 and encodes 414 amino acids.